Messenger RNA from Prunus mume (Japanese apricot), 1295 nucleotides. RefSeq names its product GATA transcription factor-like protein. Lineage: Eukaryota; Viridiplantae; Streptophyta; Magnoliopsida; Rosales; Rosaceae. The record is from RefSeq and is a predicted model, not a curated record.
ACCUAGACAUUCUAAAUCUAAACUGUUACCACGUCAGUGCAUGUAGUUACACGUGUCCUCACAGUUGACCCUACAACCUCUUUCUACUCCUAGACAUUCUAGGAGGUUCCCCUGCCUGCAGCUCUGUAUUGUUCCAGGACUUUCCACAACUCCAACUGAGGAGGCCAUCAAUUUAAAGAAAGCAAUACGAGCUAAAAAACAAUUGAAUUGAGGCAUAUCAGAUCAGAUCAGAUCAUUUACCAUAGGGAUCAAAAUGCAAUAUUUACAAAAAACAGUGGCUGCUGCUGUAGCACCAAGGUCAAGGUCAGUUUGGGUGCUUAGCAAUCAAGCUCAAUCUCUGCAACCAGGACAUGCUUCGGCCAAGGCUAGUCGCCCUGCUGACCCAGCCCUUCACGCUGGGGACUAUGAAGCUGACCCUGUUGUCACCACCGGAGAUCUUCAAGCUACAGAAAAUGUUGCAGAGGAAAAAGCAGCCGUUGAUGAGCAACAGAGGCAAGUAGACAAACCACCCAGCAGCUGGGGCAAAGGAAAAGGAACAGGAACAGAACCGGUUUCACCUCCUAAUAAACCCUCAUAUCCAAACGCAAGUUUCCCAAGGCUAGAGAAGACAGAUGUGACUCUGCAGCCGGAUCCGUCGGACCACCCAAUCAAUUAUACGCAGAAAAGGCGAGCUAGCCAAUACGCAACAGCUUCCACUGGUUUAUCAUUAGAGAAUUUCGAUUUGGAAAAGGUGAGCUGUGUGGGGCUGGAUGGUACACCCUUGCCAAGGGACAAGGAAAAUGAGGAGCACAAGACAGAUAGAGAUAGGGAAGACGAACGAGAGUACUACAAGCAUCACAAGGCUUCGCCGUUGUCGGAGAUAGAGUUCGCAGAUACCCGGAAGCCCAUUACGCGUGUAAUGUACGGCACGGCUGCCGUAUCGGAGUAUGGUGCAGGUAGAGAUGUCAUUAGAUGGAGGCCGGAGCAGUUGGACACGGCUGAGGAGGCACUGCGUAGAGCUGCAAGGAUAUGGAAAGAGAAUGCCAUGCGUGGUGACCCUGAUGCUCCUCACUCCAGAGUGCUCAGAGCUCUACGCGGGGAGUCAUUCUGAGUCGGGACAGAUCACUCAUCUGUAUAUGUAAUCUGAUGCAUGAAUGGGAUGUAAUAUGUAUUGACAUUUAAUAAUUGUAUAUGUAUGUAUAUAUAUAUAUAUGUGUGCGCGCGCGCGCGCGCGUGUUUGUGAGAAGAACCUACAUGUAACCGCCUAUCAUGGAAAGUUAAAACAUGGCAAUGAGUGAUGAAUUGAUGAUGAUAUA